This is a messenger RNA of Capsella rubella, 1702 nucleotides long. RefSeq lists its product as uncharacterized. The coding region runs from base 14 to 1435 and encodes 473 amino acids. The record is from RefSeq and is a predicted model, not a curated record. The transcript has 6 exons. NCBI's taxonomy places the organism in Eukaryota, Viridiplantae, Streptophyta, Magnoliopsida, Brassicales, Brassicaceae.
CGCUCACUGAAUCAUGGCUGCGCUUCUUCUUCUCACUCUCCUCUCUCUGUCCCCCAUAUUCCUUUCUCUCGCUUUAGGUAUAAACAUUGACUGUGGAACAACCGGAUCCUACGAAGACUCCAACAACGUAACAUGGGUCGGAGAUGAUGACUUCGUCACGACCGGCAUUGUCAAAGAGAUACCGAACGUUGCCACAAAGCCAUACAACACUCUCCGGUCUUUUCCAAGCAAUCAUAGUAACUGCUACACCAAAAUUCCGGUGACAAAAGACCAGAAAACACUUGUGAGGACGAACUUUUACUACAGUAACUACGAUAAUGAAGAAUCGCCACCAUCUUUCGACUUGGUUUACAACCAGAUACACAAGUAUUCUAUUAAAAUUCCGAAGACCAACGACGAGGAGAAAAUAUAUUUCUUAGAGGCGAUAUUUUCUCCGGCUAAUGAGGAUAUCAGCGUUUGCCUCGUCCGCACGUAUCGAUGGGGUACUCCUUUUAUAUCUUCCAUUGAAGUUUACAGCUUCGAUGCCGGCAUGUACGCCGAACUUGGUCCUGACGAAAGUCUCAUUCCCAGAGGUAGAGCUAGAUACGGUGACGAAGAGUUUAUAAGUUACCUAGAUCCUUACGGUAGGGUAUGGGACUCGUCAUUGUCCCAAGAAAAUCCCAGCAUGACCGAUCUGACGACUUCAGCCUCAACGAUAAAUAUCACUGGGGCAUCAAACAACCCGCCCAUGGAUGUUAUGUUGCAGGCCUUGUCAGGAGACUUCAAACUGGCUCUCCCCUUAACAGGUUUACCGGCAUACUUGGCUCUUUACUUCUCAGAGCCUCGGGAUCUAAGUCAGACCCAUAAACGGUCGUUCAACGUGUUUUUGGACAACAAGCAAGUGGGUUCGGAUCCCAUCGUUCCGGUUUUUGGAGAAUCAAUUCAGGUCGUUGAAAGAGACAUAGUAGGCACUCCCCAGUCCCAGGUGACUUUUAAGCUUACUGGAGACUCGAAUUUGCCACCGAUCAUCAAUGCGUUGGAGCUGUAUUUGAUAAGAAAAGGCCAAAAAGGUGGUGAAAAUGGAGGGGGAGGAGGAGGAGGAGGAGGAGGAGAAGGAGGAGAAGAGAGUGGCUUUAGCGUGGAUGAUUUAGAAAUUUCAGAUAGGGACAAGGAUGGAAAAACGAAAACACGAGGAAACAAUGGAAUAAAAGUUUUAAGUAUUUUGGCAACCAAAGCUGGAGGAAAGACUAACAUUAGAUUACUACUCCUUCUUGUCAUUCCCUCCGGGGUUGUGGUUCUCGGCAUUUUGGCCUUUUUGGUGAGAAUGUUUUCCAACUCUAAGCCACAGUCCGAGACGACGGCAUCAACCACGUCCAAAGGGAUAUCGCCUCUAGUUGGAAAGCAGUUGAAGAGCGAUGAAAGAAACCCAGGGCAUGGUGAUGAGCUGAUUGCAUAAAACGGUUCAUAUAUUGUUCACCAAGAUGAUCAUCGUGCACAUGGACUGGCCUACUCACCAAUCACUUGGAAAGAUGUUCAAAUAUUCUAAAUUAUUCAUUGAUGCAAAAGUUUCAUGCGUUGUUGUUGUUGUUGUUCUCAUUUUAAAUCUUUCAACUUCUCCUUCUUGUCAAAUCUUUCAUACAUCAAAUAAUAAACAUGAUACGUGAUAACGAUAAAAUGUAGUAUCAUUGUAUUUUAAUGAGCAUUAUCAUGUAAGUUGAAGCCA